CAAAUGUCUGAGCUUCAGUCAGUCACCUUGUUGACAUGCUGCUAAGAGGAUGGAAGACAGCUCCUGUGUGGACUCAGAAGACACAAGUGGUGGGACUCUUUGGAAAGAGUUUGGACUGCGGGACCACCAGGAGACCACCAGCGGGACUUCUCUGCUGCAGGCAAGGACCAUGCUGACCGUGCACAACGUCCUGCUUCUGCUCGUCUUCUUGGUCAGCCCCGCCUGCUCCCUCGACCCCCGAGACCCCAAUGUGUGCAGCCUGUGGGAAAGCUUCACCACCUCAGUCAAGGAGUCGUACUCGCAUCCUUACGACCAUGUGACCGAGGAGCCCUGUUCGGACCCCAGGACCAAGUACAGAUGCCCGCGUCACAGGAUCACCUACAAGAGCGCAUACCGGCAGGCGGUGAAGACCGACUACCGCAAGCGCUACCAGUGCUGCCCGGGCUACUACGAGAGCGCCAACACCUGUGUUGCUCGCUGCACCACGGAGUGCGUCCACGGCCGCUGCGUGGCUCCAGACCGAUGUCAGUGCGAGGGAGGCUGGCGAGGCCACGACUGUUCAAGCGCCUGUGGCGACAAGCAGUGGGGUCCACGCUGCGGUCAGCAGUGCAAGUGCAAGAACGGCGCCCUCUGCGACCCGGGCAAGGGGACGUGUGAGUGCCCGCCGGGCUACAUGGGACGCUACUGCGAGGAAGCCUGUCCCGCCGGCACCUUCGGCAAGAACUGUGCACAGAAGUGCAAGUGUGGGGCGGGCGGCUGGUGCGACAAAGCCAGCGGGGAGUGCUCCUGCCGCGACACUUUCACCGGCACCUUUUGUGAGAAGGCGUGCUCUAGGAAAUGCCCGGCGCGAUGUCCCUGUCAGAAUGGAGGCAUCUGCAGGGGCAAAGGGGUGUGUGAGUGUCCUCCUGGAUGGACGGGUUCUGUCUGCACGGAGCCAUGUCCUGAGGGGCGCUACGGACCCAACUGUGCCCAGGAAUGUGUCUGCCACAAUGGAGGCACAUGUCACCCUGAGACUGGACACUGCAAAUGUGCCAAAGGUUUUACUGGGAACAGGUGUAGUGAGGAGUGUGCGGUGGGCUCGUACGGCCAGGACUGCCAGGGCGUGUGCGACUGCGCUAACGGCGCCCGCUGCUACAACAUCGACGGAGGAUGCCUGUGCGAGCCCGGCUUCAGCGGCCCCAACUGCCAGAACAGGAUGUGUCCUCACGGCAAAUACGGCAUGCACUGCGAGCGCACCUGUCUCUGCCAGGACCAGCACACGCUCAGCUGCCACCCGAUGAAAGGCGAGUGCACGUGCCAAGCAGGCUGGGCCGGGCUGUACUGCAACGAAACCUGCGCCCAGGGUUUCUAUGGCAACGGCUGCCAAGAGCCUUGUCUGUGUGUCAAUGGCGGCGUGUGCGAUGGCGCCAGCGGCCAAUGCCAGUGCACACCUGGAUAUACGGAUGUCCACUGCCAGAGUCCUUGUAAAAGCGGCACCUUUGGCAAGAAGUGCUCGCUGGAAUGUUCCUGUCAGAACUUUGUGGACUGCUCGCCCAUUGAUGGGAGGUGUUUCUGCAAAGAAGGCUGGCGAGGACCAGACUGCUCGCUCCCCUGCUCGGAGGGAACAUGGGGCCCCGGCUGCAACGCCACCUGUCAGUGCGCCAACGGGGCCAAAUGCAGGCCGACGGAUGGAUGGUGCACCUGCACGGCGGGCUGGCAGGGGGCGCACUGCGAGCAGUCAUGCCCGGUGGGUUGGUUUGGGCCCGGCUGCCAGAAGAGGUGCGACUGUGUCCACGCCGACGCUUGCCAAGCGACUACGGGGAAGUGCCAGUGCCUGCCAGGCUGGUGGGGCCCGCGCUGCAGCCAACCAUGCUCAGAGGGCCUGUGGGGGCGCCACUGCAACCACACCUGUGCCGAGCACUGUCCCAACAGCGACAGGUGUGUGCGGGAGACAGGAGCGUGCGUGUGCGGUCCAGGCUACUGGGGGGUCAGCUGUCAGAACAAGUGCAGAGCCGGCACGUACGGCCAGCAGUGCAGCUCGUCCUGCCCGUCCUGCGCUGGGUCCUACCGCUGCCACCAUGUGAGCGGAGAGUGCGACUGCCUUGCCGGGUACACGGGCCACGACUGCCAUCAAGUUUGUCCACCUGGCUACUACGGCAAGCAGUGUUCCCAGGUGUGCCCGCCCUGCGCCAACAACGCCACGUGCCACCACACAGACGGGCAGUGCCAGUGUCUGCCUGGCUGGACAACCCCCGACUGCUCCAUACCCUGCAGUCCAGGGCGCUUUGGCACUUCCUGUUCUCAGACCUGCUCCUGUGCCGCCAACUUCCUGUGCCACCCAGUCACGGGGGACUGUCAACAAGGUAAACGUGCACACACACACACACACACACACACACACACACACACUCUCAUUCUUUCAAACACUUGCACAGACCCUCCAGAGCCAGGCAGCGUUAUGGUUCCUUUUCCUCCCGGCGAGAGGGAGUCGUGGGCGGCCAUCAGCGGCGUGGUGGCGCUGGUCAUCCUGGUGGUUCUGCUGCUGGUUCUGCUGCUGCUCUACCGGCGCCAACAGAAGGUCAAGCAGAACAACACACCUACCGUCUCCUUCUCUGCCAGCCGCACCGUCAACUCGGAAUACGCCGUUCCAGAUGUUCCACACAGCUACCAUCACUACUACUCCAACCCCAGCUACCACACGCUGAGGGACAACCGGCCGCCGCUGCCUCACCUGCCCAACAACCAUGAUCGCACCAUCAAGAACACCAACCAGCAGCUGAAGAAGAUGCAGCCAGACGGUCACGGCCUCUUCAACGCCACGCUGCCUGCAGACUGGAAACACCAGCAGGCUCGCCAAGAACCAGGAGCGUUUGGAAUGGAUCGGAGCUACAGCUACAGCGCCAGCCUUGGCAAAUAUUUCCACAAAGAACUGAAGGAUGCGGCGAUGGCGAGCAGCGGCUCUCUGAACAGCGAGAAUCCUUACGCCAGCAUCAAGGAGGUCCCGGAGAGCAGCUACAUGGAGAUGAAGGCGGCCGUGCCCAGAGAGCGAGCCUACACCGACAUCAGCCCGCCGCCUCUCUUCCACUCCGCCUCCUUACACAGAAUGCGGCAGAACUCUGUGGGCCACGCCCCCCUGGAGGACCCCCACAGUCACUACGACCUCCCUGUCAACAGCCACAUCCCUGGACACUACGACCUUCCUCCCCUUCGCCGACCCCCCUCCCCCAGGGGGACGCCACAGUGAUGUCACGGCAGGGCACCAUGCCGCCCCCGGGUGGGGGGACUCCAUGCCGCCCCCGGGUGGAGAGACUCCAUGCCGCCCCCGGGUGGAGAGACUCCAUGCCGCCCCCGGGUGGAGAGA
Nerophis ophidion (straightnose pipefish) is the source of this 3340-nucleotide messenger RNA. RefSeq names its product platelet endothelial aggregation receptor 1-like. Gene Ontology annotation, molecular function: scavenger receptor activity; protein binding. Gene Ontology annotation, cellular component: membrane. The record is from RefSeq and is a predicted model, not a curated record. The coding region runs from base 50 to 3223 and encodes 1057 amino acids. The transcript has 23 exons. Lineage: Eukaryota; Metazoa; Chordata; Actinopteri; Syngnathiformes; Syngnathidae.